AUGGCUGGCGAUUCAGAAAAGACCAUGGCCCCAGGCACAGCCAGCCGAUCCUCAAGCAACGGCGAAUCGACCGAUGGGCAUGAUUCGACCAACAAGUACCAGACCGAAGGCCAGACGACCCGAGUCCUCUCGCACGACAGCGCGCCAAAGGCCGAGAAGCUCGACUCGAAUAUCGUGAAGGUGGAAGACAGGGUGGACGAUCCAUACGCACAUCUCCCCGCAGACGAACAAGCGAUCUUGAGGAGACAGGUCGAUACGCCCGAUGCCGGCAGUGGAUGGAAGACCUUAUACCGCUAUGCGACGGUGAAUGAUUUCCUCAUCAUGGCGGUCAGCGCAGUCUGCGCAAUUGCUGCGGGCGCUGCGCUUCCCCUCAUGACCGUCAUUUUUGGUAAUCUGGCCGGGGACUUCAAUGGCUUUUUCCAAGGCUCCAUCAGCAGGCACGAAUUCGAGCACAGGAUUUCUCAUAUGGUUCUUUACUAUCUGUAUAUAGGUAUUGCCGAGUUCACGACUGUAUACAUCUCGACCGUUGGGUUUAUCUAUACCGGCGAACACAUAAGUGGGAAGAUCAGAGCGCGUUAUUUGGAGGCAUGCAUGAGGCAGAAUAUUGGCUUUUUUGACAAGCUGGGCUCUGGCGAAAUCACAACCAGGAUCACGGCGGAUACCAAUCUGGUACAGGAUGGGAUUUCCGAGAAGGUCGGUCUGACAUUGAAUGCGGUGGCAACGUUCGUUACGGCGUUCGUUAUUGGCUUCAUCAAGUCCUGGAAAUUGACUCUCAUUCUCAGCUCCACUGUGUUUGCCAUGGCCGCAGUCAUGGGAGCAGGAUCGAAGAUCAUUGUCGGAAACAACAAACAAUCCCUGGAAAGCUAUGCUCUUGGAGGCUCUGUUGCAGAGGAGGUCAUUUCCUCUAUCCGAAACGCCACGGCCUUUGGUACUCAAGAUAAGCUGGCCCGCCAGUAUGACAAGCACCUGACCGAGGCCGAGAAGUAUGGCUUCAAGGUCAAGUUCGGACUGGCCAUCAUGGUUGGUUUCAUGUUCAUGAUCAUCUACCUCAACUACGGACUCGCUUUCUGGAUGGGAAGCAGGUUUUUGGUAGACGGUGAUAUUGCAUUGGGCCCCAUUCUUACGAUCCUGAUGUCCAUCAUGAUUGGCGCCUUCUCCCUCGGAAACGUUGCGCCUAAUAUCCAGGCUUUCACAACUGCCAUUUCAGCUGGUGUAAAGAUUUUCAACACCAUUGACCGCGUUUCACCGCUAGAUCCCAGUUCUGAUGAAGGGUUGAAGCUCGACCAUGUUGAGGGAACCUUGGAAUUGAGAAAUGUCAAGCACAUCUACCCCUCGAGACCAGAAGUCACAGUCAUGGAUGGCGUGAACUUGGUCAUCCCCGCCGGCAAGAUGACGGCUCUGGUUGGCGCGUCUGGUUCGGGAAAGAGCACUAUCGUCGGUCUGGUUGAGAGAUUCUAUGACCCAGUUGGCGGCCAAGUUUUCUUGGACGGACACGAUGUCAGCACUUUGAAUCUGCGGUGGUUGAGACAACAAAUCUCCCUGGUCAGCCAGGAGCCGACUCUUUUUGGAACUACCAUAUUCGAAAAUAUUGCCCAUGGACUCAUUGGUACGCAGUGGGAGGGCGAAAAUGAGGAGAGACGACGGGAGCGUGCUAUUGAAGCUGCCAAGAUGGCCAAUGCACACGAUUUCAUUACAGCACUUCCUGAAGGCUACGAGACCAAUGUUGGAGAGCGGGGGUUCCUUCUCUCCGGAGGCCAGAAGCAACGUAUUGCCAUUGCCAGAGCAAUGGUCAGUGAUCCGAAGAUUCUGCUCCUGGACGAGGCCACGUCUGCCCUUGAUACGAAAUCUGAGGGGGUCGUCCAGGCUGCUCUUGAGGUCGCCGCCGCAGGACGAACAACCAUCUCCAUCGCUCAUCGUCUCUCGACUAUCAAGGAUGCCGAUAAUAUCGUUGUCAUGAGUGAAGGUCGGAUUAUCGAACAAGGGACCCAUGAUGAGCUUCUCUUGAAGCAGGGGGCCUACCACUCCUUGGUGGAGGCGCAGAAAAUCGCCGGCACGAAAGAGUUGACUGCCGAGGAAGAAGAGCGCGUGGCUAACGAAGAUGAGGAACUCGUCCGCCGAAUGACUCGCAAGAGUGAUGAAGGAUACGUGGAAGAUCCUGACGACAAGAACAUCGCGAACAAAUUGGACCGCACUACGAGCGAGAAGUCUCAAUCCUCGCUAGCUUUACAGAAAAGACGCCCAAUUGAAGAAAAAGAGGACUCACUCUGGAGUUUGAUGAAAUUGAUUGCCUCUUUCAACUCAACCGAAUGGCACCUCAUGAUCAUUGGUCUCAUUUUCUCAGUCAUCUGUGGUGGUGGAAAUCCGACCCAGGCCGUAUUCUUCGCCAAAGAAAUCAUCUCCCUAUCCCUCGUUAUUAUCAACCCGGCCACGCAGCAGCAGAUCCCGUCAGCCGUUCAUACUUUACGUCACAAUGCGAAUUUCUGGGCGCUCAUGUAUCUCAUGCUUGCAUUUGUGCAGUUGAUUGCAUUUUGCGCUCAGGGGGUAGCAUUUGCCUUCUGUUCUGAGAGACUCGUCCACCGGGUUCGGAAUCGUGCCUUUAGAACCAUGUUGCGACAGGACAUCGAGUAUUUCGACAAGGAAGAAAACACUGCGGGUGUCUUGACGUCUUUCCUCAGUACUGAAACCACCCAUGUCGCGGGUCUCUCUGGUGUCACUCUUGGCACGAUUCUUACAGUUAUCACUACACUCGUUGCCGCAUGCGCACUUUCUAUUGCAAUCGCAUGGAAAUUGGCUCUGGUUUGCAUUGCUACUAUCCCUAUAUUAUUGGGUUGUGGAUUCUUCCGUUUCUUUCUAUUGGCUCAAUUCCAACGAAGAGCAAAGAAGGCAUACGAAAAGAGUGCCAGUUAUGCCUGUGAAGCGACGAGCGCCAUUCGAACUGUUGCUUCCUUGACCAGAGAAGACGACGUUCUUCAGCACUAUAAGGAUGCUCUCAAUUCACAAGCUAAGACGAGUCUGGAAUCAGUGCUCAAAACAUCUCUCUUAUAUGCCGCUUCACAAUCCCUGAUGUUCCUCUGCGUCGCUCUUGGCUUCUGGUACGGAGGCAAUCGAAUCGCCGAUCGCGAGUACACGAUCUUCCAAUUCUUCGUCUGUUUCUCUGCUGUCAUCUUCGGUGCCCAAUCUGCCGGCACCAUAUUUUCUUUCGCCCCCGACAUGGGCAAAGCCAAGCAUGCCGCACAAGAGCUCAAAAACCUGUUCGACCGCCAACCUGCCAUCGAUUCCUGGUCCUCGGAAGGCGCACGCCUUGAAUCGGUAGAAGGUACAAUCGAGUUCCGCGAUGUGCAUUUCCGCUACCCGACUCGUCCAGAGCAGCCCGUCCUCCGUGGUCUCAAUCUGACGGUCAAGCCCGGCCAAUACAUCGCUCUUGUUGGCGCCUCUGGCUGCGGAAAGUCAACCACCAUCGCCCUCAUGGAACGUUUCUACGACCCCUUGUCAGGCGGGAUCUACGUCGAUGGCAAGGAAAUCUCCAGCCUGAACAUCAAUGAUUAUCGCUCCUUUAUCGCGCUCGUCUCCCAAGAGCCUACUCUAUACCAAGGCACGAUCCGCGAAAACGUCUUGCUAGGAGCCGAUCGCUCUGACGUCUCGGAUUCCGAAAUCGAAUUCGCCUGCCGAGAAGCCAACAUCUACGACUUCAUCAUGUCCUUACCCGACGGCUUCAGCACCGUCGUCGGCAGUAAAGGCUCCAUGUUAUCCGGCGGCCAAAAGCAACGCAUCGCCAUCGCCCGCGCCCUUCUCCGCGAUCCCAAAAUCCUCCUUCUAGACGAAGCCACCAGUGCCCUCGACAGCGAGAGCGAGCACGUAGUGCAAGCCGCCCUCGACAAAGCUGCCAAGGGACGUACCACGAUCGCGGUCGCGCAUCGGCUGAGCACGAUCCAGAAAGCGGAUAUUAUCUAUGUCUUUGAUCAGGGCGUUAUUGUGGAGAGUGGCGAUCAUAAUGAGUUGAUGAAGAAGGGGGGGAGGUAUAAUGAGUUGGUCAGUCUGCAGUCUUUGGGUGGGAGACGGUGA
Molecule: messenger RNA, 4062 nt
Organism: Amorphotheca resinae ATCC 22711
Lineage: Eukaryota; Fungi; Ascomycota; Leotiomycetes; Helotiales; Amorphothecaceae
Exons: 3
Coding region: 1-4062 (1353 amino acids)
Biological process (GO): transmembrane transport
Cellular component (GO): membrane
Molecular function (GO): ATP binding; ABC-type transporter activity; ATP hydrolysis activity
Source: RefSeq, a predicted model, not a curated record